UUCCCCAACGGGAUGAUAAGCGUGCGCUUAGUCAAAGUUAUCGAUCCCAGCAUCAGGCCUCCCUGGGAGGUCACCACUUUCCCUGAUUCACAUAGAACUCUGAACCUAUCUCUCCCUCUCCCUCCAGUCCUCCAGCUGUUUCCCUGAAUCCUAUUAUCCCCUGGGCAUACUGGAGCAUGUUGCUGGCUCCACAUGCCUUAUUGUUUGACAGAGCCCGCUGAUUGGUUUAGACUGUGGGAAACCUGAAUCAGAGUAAGACUCACACAUUCAUAUGGAGAUGCUGUAGUAUAAAUAGGAGGGAUGAAGCCAGCAGAGAUCGGUGCUAUCUACAGAGACUUCUAGAGCACAGAAAUCCAAGCAUGGCACCUAAAGUCACUGCAGCAAUGACCAGUACCCCAGAGCAUCUGACAAUGACUCACAAGCUCAGAAAGCCUCUGGUGGAGAAGUUACGCAGAGAGCGAAUCAACACCUGCAUUGAGCAGCUCAAGUCUCUCCUGGGUCCAGAGUUCCUCAAACAGCAGCCAGACUCCAACCUGGAGAAGGCAGACAUCCUGGAGAUGACCGUUUGCUUCCUGACACAGCUACAGCUGCAGAACCAGCAGCAGAGAAACCUGCUGAACAGCUUCAGCAAGCUGCAGACAGCUUCUGAUGAAAAUCUGAGAGAGGAUGACCUCUUUCCUCUGAGUUCCACAGUCCAGACAAGCACCACGAAAGACAACAGCGCCCUGUGGAGGCCGUGGUAGAGACUCACAUAAAGUAGUCCCUAAUACAAUGGUUUAAAAGACCAUAUUGGUCAAAGAUUACUGGACUGAAUUCCUUGAAAUUCUUUGAACUUUUUCUUCUGUAGUUACAGAAGUCUUUACUUUGUGUGCUUAAUGUGUAAUUUCCUGGUAAAUGACACCAGUACUGUUUUUCAUGUUAAGAAAGAAAACAUCUUGCCAUGUAUGUUGCAUGAAUCAAAUUGAUUGCAUCAGCAAUGAUUAUUAUUUCUUUAUUAUUAUUAUUAUUUACAUUUUUAUGUAGAUGUUAUUAUUACAUUGUGAUUAGAACCUUUGAUCUGUUUUAAGGUCACUUUUUAUUUUGUUUAGUAAUUUGGCGUUUUGUCUUUCAUAAAGACAGCUGUUCCUUUACUCGCUUUGAGUACAGUGUUUCUUGUAGUCAUUUACAAGUUAUUGCUGUGAUGUAUCAUCACCUGCUGUUUGAAGAUUUAUACUUUAUGCGCCUCACUUUGUCUCAUUGAAUAAACAAACACUGCCAGA
Molecule: messenger RNA, 1259 nt
Organism: Haplochromis burtoni (Burton's mouthbrooder)
Lineage: Eukaryota; Metazoa; Chordata; Actinopteri; Cichliformes; Cichlidae
Product: transcription factor HES-5
Exons: 2
Coding region: 360-743 (127 amino acids)
Biological process (GO): anterior/posterior pattern specification; regulation of transcription by RNA polymerase II; regulation of neurogenesis
Cellular component (GO): nucleus
Molecular function (GO): RNA polymerase II cis-regulatory region sequence-specific DNA binding; DNA-binding transcription factor activity, RNA polymerase II-specific; protein dimerization activity
Source: RefSeq, a predicted model, not a curated record